Phyllostomus hastatus (greater spear-nosed bat) is the source of this 3445-nucleotide messenger RNA. RefSeq names its product interleukin-4 receptor subunit alpha-like. The transcript has 10 exons. The record is from RefSeq and is a predicted model, not a curated record. The coding region runs from base 309 to 2699 and encodes 796 amino acids. Lineage: Eukaryota; Metazoa; Chordata; Mammalia; Chiroptera; Phyllostomidae. Gene Ontology annotation, cellular component: membrane; external side of plasma membrane. Gene Ontology annotation, molecular function: protein binding; cytokine receptor activity. Gene Ontology annotation, biological process: cytokine-mediated signaling pathway; production of molecular mediator involved in inflammatory response.
GGCUCCAGGCUGGCCUAAGACUGGAGCUUCAGGGAUCAGUGGCCCCCAGGGGAGGCCCAUGCAGCCCCUGCUGUGUCGCUGGCUUCCUCUCCACACGCCUCUUGUUCCGGGGCUGACUGCGUCCUGUCUGUGAUCCAGGCCCUUCAAACUGGUUUGAGGUCAAGAGUGAGCUGGGGAACGAGAGGCCCGUUACAGCCUCUGGCUCAGGAAGAGCCUCCUUGGUCACUUGCGACUGCUGCCGCCUUCUGACAUUCCAAGACUCGCCACUCACCUCCCCCCACAUAAAAAGAGUGCCUUAGGAUCUCCCAAUGGGGCGGCUCGGCUCUGGGCUCACGUUCCCCGUGAGCUGCCUGGUCCUGGCGUGGGCGGCAGGCUCCGGGAGUGUGCAGGUUCUGCAUCGGCCCACCUGCUUCUCCGACUACAUCAGCACCUUCACCUGCGAGUGGAGGGUGGACAGCCCCACCAACUGCAGUGCUGAGCUCCGCCUCACCUACCAGCUGGAUUUCCUGAACUCUGAAAACCACGCGUGCGUCCCCGAGAACAGAGAAAGCACAGUGUGCCUGUGCGAUGUGCUGAUGGACGACGUGGUCAGUGUGGACACCUAUCAGCUGGGCCUGUGGGCUGGGAAGCAGCUGCUCUGGAAUGGCUCCUUCCAGCCCAGCGAGCAUGUGAAGCCCAGGGCCCCCGUGAACCUCACAGUGGACGCCGACGACUCCCACUCGUGGUGGCUGCGCUGGGGCAACCCGUACCCUCCUGAGAGUUUCCUGCACGCCGAGCUCUCCUACCAGGUCAGCGUUUCAGAUGAAGACGACCCGGCGUCGUGCACAGUCCAUGACGUGACCUACAGGGAGCCCACCCUCCGCCUCCCAGCCAGCACCCUAAAGCCUGGGGCUUCCUACCGCGCGCGGGUGAGGGCCUGGGCUCAGAGCUACAACAGCACGUGGAGUGAGUGGAGCCCCGGCGUCACGUGGCUUAACCACCACACAGGGUCCUGGGAGCAGCACCUCCAGCUUGGCGUUGCCGUCGCCUGCAUGGUCAUUCUGGUCGUCUGUGUGUCCUGCUAUUGCAGCAUCAUCAAGAUUAAGGAGUGGUGGGACCAAAUCCCCAGCCCAGCCCUCAGCCCCCUCGUGGCCGCUGGCAUCCAGGAGCCUCAGGUGUCACUGUGGGAGAAGAGGCCCGGAGGCCAGGAACCAGCCAAGCGCCCGCACUGGAAGACUUGCCUUACUAAGCUCCUGCCCUGUUUGCUGGAGCAUGACACGGAAAGGGGUGACAGUUCCUCCAAGGCUGCCAGAAAGGGGCCUUCCCAGGGGCCUGGGAAACCACCGUGGUGUCCUGGGGCGGUCAGCACGAGGAUCCUCUCGCCAGAGAGCGUCAGCGUGGUGAAGUGUGUGGAGCUGCUAGAGGCCCAGGUGGAGAGUGAGGAGGAAGAGGAAGUGGAGCAGGAGAAAGGGAGCUUCUGCCCGUCCCCUGAGAGCGGCGGGGGCAGCUUCCAGGACAGCAGGGAGGGCAUCGCAGCCCGGCUGACAGAGAGCCUGUUCCUGGACCUUCUCGGGGCUGAGAAUGGGGGAUUUUGCCCGCAGGGCCUGGGGGAGUCCUGCCUUCCUGCACCUUCAGAAGGUGGGAGUGCUCAGAUGCCUGGGGCUGAGUUACCAAGGGAGGAGCCUUUCAGCCCGGAGUCGGCCCCUCUGACCCAGAGCCCCGCCUGCCUGGCUUUCCCAGAGAUGCCCUCUGUCGCUGUUGUCGUCGUCGCCGACAACCCCUUUUACCGCAGCUUCAGCGACUUCCUGAGCCAGUCCUCAGGUGCAGGAGAGCUUGCCUCAGACACACAGCUGUCCGAACGCCUGGGGGGAGGGGACCCCAACAUCCUCUCUGCUCCCCAGCCCUCUGAGCCACCCGCUGCACUCCAGCCUGAGCCAGAAACCUGGGAGCAGGUGCUCCGCCAGAGCGUCCUGCAGCACAGGGCAACCGCAGCCCCCGCCGUGGCCGCCCCCAGCGGCUAUCGGGAGUUUGUGUGCGCGGUGAAGCAGGGCAGCGCCCUGGGCGGUGGGUCGUCGGGCUGCAGCCCUUCCGGAGCAGCUGGGUACAAGGCCUUCUCCAGCCUGCUCACCAGCGGUGCCACCUGCCCAGGCACACCUGGGGUUGAGGCCAGCAGCGGGGAGGGGUGCUACAGGCCCUGCCAGAGCCUCACUGCUGGCCCCCCUGGGGUUCCUGCCCCUGACCCCCUGUUCACCUUUGGACUGGACAUGGAGCCGCCUCACAGCUCUCAGGACUCACUCCUCCCAAGCAGCUGCCCCAACGGCCCCUGUGUGGAGCCAGUGGCAAAGGGGGAGGACCACCAGAAGCCCCUGCUCUCCCUGGAGCUGACCACAGACCCCCUGGGGGACGACCUGGGCAGCGGCAUUGUCUACUCAGCCCUCACCUGCCACCUGUGCGGCCACCUGAAGCGGUGUGACAGCCAGGAGGAGCACGGCCAGGCCCAGGUUGUGUCCAGCCCCUGCUGUGGCUGCCAUUGUGGAGACAGGUCCGAGCCCCCAGUGAGCCCUCUGAGGGACCCAGACCCCCUGCCAGGUGGGGUUCCCCCGGAGGGCAAGCCCUCCCUGUUCUUCCAGCCUGGCCCUGGCAAGGCUCAGAGCCCGAGCCAGAGCCCCCAAGUUGUGGUCGUGCCCCCUGCAGGGCCCACGUGCACGAGUGCAUCCUAGGUGCGGCCCCCUGGUUGCUCUGAGUGCCUUGCCUGCGCCUGCGGACGCCUCCCCGCAAGGCAGCCCCGCUGGCAGGUUGCCAAGACUUGGAGGCGCUGUUGCCACCUCUUUGGUCCACAGCUUCUCCAGCAUAGUGUCCCCAUCUUGCCCGCCCAAGGCAUGUUUUGUCCAUCUAGGCCCUCACUGCCCGUGUCUUGCCCAGUCCUGGGACCAGCUGCUGCCAUGUCACUGGCUUGGACACUGAGCCUAGAAAGUAACCCCGCCAGCAGGGGAGGCCUUGGGAGGCCUGGGAAAGAGAUGGGAAAGUGAGUCCCUGGGAGGGUGGUUAUUUGCCCAGAGGUGCCCAUUCAUUCAACAGAGCUUCAUUAGGUUGACGCUGGAGGCAGGAUCUGGGCCGUGGGGGCUGCUUAGUCAAGGGGGGUGACAGGCCCACAAAAGAGGGUGAUUACCAAGCGGUGAGUUUGCUGUCAGCCCUGCACAGCUGUAAGCCUGGGGGCUCCUGUUAAGUGUGGGGUCCCCAGAAUAAACACCCAGCUCCCUUGGGGCCGGUGUGUGCCCCCAUGGACACGGUUGCUGGCAGCCACGAGGCUAGAGGGAGAGCCUCACGCCUGUGACCCGGCUGAGCUGGGCAUUCCAGGCGCCGACACUGGGCACGUUCAGCCUGCACGUUGGCCCAGACCUGAGCUUCAGUGGCACUUGUGUGUGCGCAUCUCAGAGCUUGUUGAAACCCGGGUUUGUAUUCGCUG